AUGGCUUACCUAUCCAACAGACAUCUUCUAGACGCCUCCCCUUCUCUCCCCGAUCCCUCUUCUCAUUUCAAUCCACGUUCCUCCGUUCAACCCUCUUCUUCCACCCAUCUGCCUGUUUGGGAGGAUCCUUCCUUUUCUCCUCAUCAACCUUCUCCAUCCACCGCUCCUCCUUUCUCUCAACAACCUUCCUCCCAUGACUCUUCUUCUCGCUUUUUCUCCUUUCCUUCCCAAUCCGCCCACCCUCCUACUUCUGUUUUUGCCGACAAAAUCUCCCACCCCUCGAAUUAUCCAUGGCGAUCCAACCAAGUCAAACUUCCCGUCUACAAUUCUUCCAACACCACCUCUCCCUCCAAUCCUUCAAAUCCUUCAAAUCCUUCUUCUUCUUUGUCCAACCGCUGGUCGUUUCAAUCCCUCCGCACAAACUCCUUGUCUCACGACCAAACUGCCCUGGAUCUUUCUUUAGAUUCCUCUUUCAAGCACGAUCCCUCUUCCACCCAUCCACGACACUCUGCUUCUGUGCUUUCCCGUCAUCCCGAUCCUGCUUCUUCUGCCCAUUCCUUUAGCCCUCCAAAACGCUCCUUAUCCAAUACUCCACUUCUUGAUCCUCUCUCUUCUUCUGCUUCUUCUUCUUCUUCUUCAAGGCCUCUAUCCUCCGGUUUGCAAGCCCUAUCCAUCCACGAGCCCCCUUUCAACCCAGCUUCAUCUCACCGAACUCCCUCCAACCAAAAUAUUCAACGAUACUUUUCUCAAAGAAAACCUUUGAAUAAUACUCUACUGAAUAAUUCCAGGUUAGGCCAACACUCUGCUCCCAUCAACCAUUUGCUUCGGAACAUGAGUACUUCCCCUUCCUUUUCGCUAGAUGGCUCUGAAACUUCCCUAACACCCAUGUCUUUGUCCCGUAGCAUCCCCGAUUCUCCCGUUGAGACCGACUCCGUCCACACCCCCAGUUUUUGUUCCUCCUCUGAGUCUCUUGCCAUGUAUCCAGAACCGAAAGCGAACAUAUGUCCUUUACCCUCUUGUCCGAAUCAUAAAACCGCUCAGUUUCUUCCUCAAUUCCCCAUGCAACCAAACGUUCCCUCCCUUCAUGAGCGAAGUCCAAAUAUAAAUACAACUGCUUCCGACUCAUGUUACGAUGGAAAGCUUGGCCAUUAUGAGACAGGACAAAAGUUUGUAUACCAAAACAGCAUAAAGAAACCCUCGGUUCCUAGAAACGUAAGCGAUUUCACCCCUAUAGAUGAGAAUCUACAGCCAAUUCGCCAAGCUGGAAAACAAAAGAAGCCUGAGGAUAACAAAUCGAGCACGAACAAAAAGUAUGCCUCGAAUAAACUAAAAAAUAUGGAAUUUCCUUCCCUUGACGAAAUGUUGGGUCGAAUUCCAUUGAUUUGCAAAGACCAACACGGCUGUCGCUAUCUGCAAAAGCUUUUGGAUGAGAAUCCAAAAACUAAUGCUUCUUUGGUUUACAAUGAAGUUGUCUCUUCUAUCGUGGAGCUCAUGAAAGAUCCCUUUGGUAACUAUAUGUGCCAAAAGCUUUUCGUUUAUGCCUACCGAGAGCAAAAACUAGCAAUGGUAAAAGGUAUUGGAAAAGACGUGGUUGGUAUUUGUUCUGAUUUACAUGGAACUCGAGCUAUGCAAAACAUUAUUGAUAAACUUACCUCAAAUGAACAAAUCUCUAUAUUGAUGCGAAUCCUCACGCCGUUUUUGGUAGAGCUAGCCUGUGAUGGAAAUGGCAAUCACGUUUUGCAAAAAUGCAUCGAUAAAUUUUUACCUGAGAAACUGGAGCUGUUGUUCUUUUCCAUAAAACGCCAUGUUUUCAAAUUAGCAACCCAUAGACAUGGAUGCUGCGUUCUUCAACGUAGCUUAGAUGCCACGAAGGGCUUGAUGAAGAACCAACUGGUCGAAGAGAUUAUAAGCCAUGCCUUAUUCCUAGUUCAGGAUCCUUAUGGAAAUUAUGUAAUUCAACAUAUCUUAGAAAUGAACGUCGAACAAUACAAUGCAGGUAUAUCACAACAAUUUCAAGGCCAUAUCUGUGAAUUGUCUUUACAAAAAUUCAGCUCUAAUGCUAUUGAAGACUGCAUUCGUACUGCUUCCCCGUCUACCCGCAAAUGGAUAUUGGAUGAGUUUUUGUCUUAUCCCAAAAUUGAGGACUUGUUAAAUGAUAGCUAUGCAAAUUAUGUGAUGCAAAGCUUCCUAAUACAUUCGGAUGAUGAAGAGAGAGAGAAAAUUGUUCACUUACUAAUUCCUCUAUUGCCCAAAAUUUCUGCUUCCAAUCAUGGGCGUCAUAUAAUUGGAAAAAUUACUGAAUAUGCUAAAUCUUAA
This is a messenger RNA of Schizosaccharomyces osmophilus, 2316 nucleotides long. RefSeq names its product RNA-binding protein. Gene Ontology annotation, cellular component: cytoplasm. NCBI's taxonomy places the organism in Eukaryota, Fungi, Ascomycota, Schizosaccharomycetes, Schizosaccharomycetales, Schizosaccharomycetaceae. The record is from RefSeq and is a predicted model, not a curated record. The coding region runs from base 1 to 2316 and encodes 771 amino acids. Gene Ontology annotation, molecular function: mRNA binding. The transcript has a single exon. Gene Ontology annotation, biological process: post-transcriptional regulation of gene expression.